AUGGAAUAUAGAGAAAAAUUUGAGAUGUUGGUUGCACCCAUUAGAAGGGAAGAAAGGGUGAUGUUGGAUAGCAUUUUUCUGAAUGGAUUGAAGGAAGAGAUACAAGCUGAAUUGAAACUAUUUGAGUGUCAGGACUUAACUGAACUCAUGGAUCGUGCUUUAUUAUUGGAGGAAAAGAAUGAAGCAUUGUUGAAGAGAGGUAUUGGAGGUAGAGAAAAGGCUGAAGGGAAGGAUAGAAGCAGCACCACCAGGUUUAGAGAUCCUGGGGAUUUUGGUGGAACUAAGAAGGAGGUGGAGAGGAGUGGAACUAGUAGUGGUUAUAAAUGGAAAGGAAAGAGCUUGAGUUCGGCUGAGCUUGAAGACAGACACAAGAGAGGUGAUGAAGAAGUACCUGCGGUAGAGGAGGAAGAGAAGCAUAAUGAAGUAGAGGUGGAAUUAAAGACUCUGAAGCUAUCACUACAUAGCAAGGAAGGACUUACUUCAAACAAGUCUUUCAAAGUCUGGGUGAUGAUUGGUAACAGAAGGGUCCUCACAUUGAUUGAUUCUGGUGCUACUAGCAACUUCAUAGCAACCAGAUUGGUGGAGGAGUUAGGAAUGAAUCUGAAGAACACACCUACUUAUGUUGUUGAAGUAGGCAAUGGUGAGAAGGUGAAGAAUCAAGGUGUGUGUGAAGAACUGCAAUUCCAGAUUCAAGGGGUAAAUUUCAAACAACAUUUUUUCCUAAUGGAGCUAAGUGGUUCAGAAAUGGUACUGGGAAUGGAUUGGUUGGCUAGUUUGGGAAACAUAGAAGCUAAUUUUGGAGACUUGUGCUUGAAAUGUGAAGUAGAUGGGCAGAAGUACACCAUUCAAGGGGAUCCAGCUAUGUGUAACAGCCAAGCUACUUGGAAGGCAAUGAUUAAGGCUCUGUCAAAUGAGGGUAUAGGAUUCUAUAUCCAUACUUUAAUGGAGGUCAAAACAGUACCCUCAGCAAACGAAGAUGUGUAUGAAUGGGAGAAGAUAAUUGAGGAAUUUGUUGAAGUGUUUAAUAUGCCCUCUGGGUUACCACCAAUAAGGGAGCAUGACCAUGCUAUUCUGCUCAAACCAGAUGCUAAUAUUCCUAAUUUGAGGCCAUAUAGGUACCCAUACUACCAUAAGAAUGAGAUAGAAAAGAUUGUGAAGGAGAUGAUGCAAGCUGGGAUCAUAAGGCAUAGUACAAGUCCAUUUUCAAGCCCAAUUUUACUGGUGAAAAAGAAAGAUAGAGGGUGGAGAUUUUGUACUGAUUACAGAGCCCUAAACAAGGUAACUGUCCCAAAUAAAUUUCCAAUUCCAGUUAUAGAUGAACUCUUGGAUGAAUUAGGUCGUGCAGUUAUAUUUUCCAAGUUAGACCUCAAGUAUGGGUACCAUCAAAUUAGGAUGAGGGAGGAUGACAUUGCCAAAACAGCUUUUAGGACUCAUGAAGGUCAUUAUGAGUAUUUGGUUAUGCCUUUUGGCCUUACCAAUGCUCCUUCAACCUUCCAAGCUUUGAUGAAUGAAGUGUUGAGGCCUUAUUUGAGAAAAUUUGUUUUGGUGUUUUUUGAUGAUAUUUUGAUCUAUAGUACCAAACAGAAUGAGCAUGUGAAGCAUUUAAAAGAAAUUCUGCAAGUUCUAAAAUCCCACAAGUUAUUUGCUAAUAAGAAGAAAUGUUCAUUUGGCCAAGACGAGAUCGAGUACUUAGGUCACUUAAUCUCAGGCAGAGGGGUGUCUGCUGACCCUAAAAAAAUUGAAGAUAUGUUGAAAUGGCCUAUUCCCAAGGAACUUAAGAGUUUGAGGGGAUUCUUAGGUUUGACCCAGUUACAGCAAGAUAGCCUGGCCCUUGACCCAGUUAUUGAAGAAAGAUAA
Messenger RNA from Trifolium pratense (red clover), 1857 nucleotides. RefSeq lists its product as uncharacterized. The transcript is spliced from 2 exons. The record is from RefSeq and is a predicted model, not a curated record. Lineage: Eukaryota; Viridiplantae; Streptophyta; Magnoliopsida; Fabales; Fabaceae. Bases 1 to 1857 code for a protein of 618 amino acids.